AUGCAUCGCUCUAGCUACCCAAUCUCCCCCCGCCCAACAAAUUUCCGCGUCGGCGCGAUCCUUCUCUCCCGCAGCGACUCUGACCCUACAUUCGCAGAGGACACCAUCCUCUCUACAGGCUACACAAUGGAACUCGCCGGCAACACCCACGCCGAACAAUGCUGCCUCGCGAACUUCGCCAGCGUCCAUGGCGUCGCGGAUGAAGACGUCGGCUCUGCUCUUCCCGCUACCCCUCGCCACAGCCUCGUGAUGUACGUCACGAUGGAGCCCUGCGGGAAGCGAUUAAGUGGCAAUACGCCGUGCGCGGCGCGGCUGGCUGCGACGCGGAACGCAGGACGGGGAAUCCAGAAGGUGUAUUUCGGGGUGAAGGAGCCGGGGACUUUUGUGGGGGAGUCGGUGGGAUGUGCGAUGCUUUCUGAGGCGGGGAUUGAGUGGGAGUACGUUUCUGGGUUCGAGAAGGAGAUUCUAGAGGUUGCAUUCGCAGGACAUGAGAAUCCGGCGAGGGAGGUUGAGGAGGCGCUGGAGGGAAUUAGGGUUGAGAGGGAGAAGGCUGAGGAGAAAAAAGAGAAGAGGCGCCGAGGAAUCCGAAAAAGAGAAUGA
This is a messenger RNA of Penicillium chermesinum, 600 nucleotides long. Its product is annotated as putative DRAP deaminase. The record is from RefSeq and is a predicted model, not a curated record. Gene Ontology annotation, molecular function: catalytic activity. The transcript has a single exon. Bases 1 to 600 code for a protein of 199 amino acids. Lineage: Eukaryota; Fungi; Ascomycota; Eurotiomycetes; Eurotiales; Aspergillaceae.